CACAGUAAGCAUGUGUUGUUAGUGCCGCGGGGCCAGGGCGAGAGCGCACCGCGAUGGCCUACGACAUCAGCUGGAUCAUCCCGCGGCUGCGUUGCCCGGGGACCCUAUGGUCUUGCGCGAGCUCCUUCACCGUCGCCGUGGUGGGCCUCUUCAGCAAGCUAGUCAUAGAGUUCCUAAACAAGACCACGGUGUACAACGGCGAAGCUUUGAGAGAGGCGGUGUCGCGGCGGCCUCACGGCGUGCCACUGCUCACUGUCUCCAACCACCACUCCUGCUUCGACGACCCCGGGCUCUGGGGCGUGCUGGACUGCCGCGCGCUGGUGCGCGGCGCGCGCAUGCGCUGGUCGCUGGCGGCGCACGACAUCUGCUUCACGCGCGCGCUGCACGCCGCCUUCUUCGCGCUGGGCCGCUGCGUGCCCGUGGUGCGCGGCGCGGGCGUGCACCAGCCCGCCAUGGACUUCUGCGUCGAGCGCCUGCGCCGCGGCGAGUGGGUGCACAUCUUCCCCGAGGGCCGCGUCAACGCCGAGAAGGCGGCGCUGCGCUUCAAGUGGGGCGUGGGCCGGCUGGUGCACGACGCCGCCGCCGCCGCCGCCGCGCCGCUGGUGCUGCCCGUGUGGCACGAGGGCAUGGACCGCGUGCUGCCCAACCGCGAGCCCUACCGCCUGCACUUCCGCAAGCGCGUGUUCCUGCUGGUGGGCGAGCCCAUCCCGCUGCAGGCGCUGCUGGAGCGCCUGCGCCGCAGCCACGCGUCGGAGGAGGAGACGCGGCGCGCCAUCACCGAGCGCGUGCAGGAGGAGCUGCUGCGCCUGCGCGCGCGCACGCACGCGCUCAUCCGCCAGGCGCUGGGGCCCGGCGCCGACGGGCUGCUGGACGGCCGCGACGCCGACAAGCAGCACAAGCCGGCGCUCAACGGCGGCGGCGACGCCCGCGACGCCCGCGACGCCCGCGACGCCCGGGACCGCGAGCUCUAGGCUCCGCCUCGAUUUUGGAAUAUUUAUUUUUCUACCUUAAGAGAUAUUGCGGGCGCGCCCGCCCCUUGCGACGCCGCUCGGCGACGUCUCGACGAGCGUAACGCGCAUGAAUGACCUCGAGUUGUACACGAUCAUAUCACUUUUGUAAGCGUGUCCACGUGCGCGACCUUUAGGUUGUUGCCGUUCGGGCGCCGCCGCGGGCCCCUCCUGCAUUAUUUUCGAUUCUCGCUCCUGGCGACUGAGGCGCGGGGCCCGCGGCCGCGCCGACGCCCGUUGUAACCCCGCCGCUGUAGACGCGCAAUACCCGAAAUGCGAGUAAACCUCGGCCCGCCGCGCCCGCCCCUCGUCCGACCGACGCCUCGAGGGGACGGUUGUUCUCUUUGGAAUGCACGAAAAGGGUAUUACGCGCCUGAAUAACUGGCUAUUAAAGAAACCUAUGUAAAUUGUGCGGGAGCUGGCCGCCAGAUAAUCGACUUCAUUAAGUAUUGCAAAAAAGACAAGACACGUUAACGAGUGCUGCCAAGAACGGACGAUUAACCUACUGGCGCCAGAUAGACAGGAGCUGUGAAAAAAGAAAUAAAUCCUAAAGAUGACGACACAGCAACGUUCGUGCCCAACCAGCACUGGCAACGUUUUUCCUCUAGGAACGAACGGGUAGCAUUUCAGACUUCGUUGCCGUGCCGGCACCGGAGUGGCACGUCUCGACUCGGGGUCACCUCCGCGGUCACGCGGCGCGUCUCGCGCUCGGCUCCGCGCCGGGAGUGCAGCAAACAAAAGACGGGAGCAGUUGCGUGGCUACUUCGGUUGUUAUCAAUGUCUAACCGCUUGCAAAAACCAUUUGAACGAUUGUAUAGAUGUCCACGUGUGUAUAGCGGCUAAACGAGUGCGAAGCACCAAUGGUGUCGCGUGUCUCGCACCUCGACCGACGUCGCCGGCGCAACCUUGAGUUUUAAAUCGAUUUACCAUUUAGAACUUUUUGGUUCUAUAUUUUUUUAAUAUCAAGAAAUGUACAGAUACUAUUAUUUUAGACACUAAUGUAAAAAUGUAUACAAUUUAAAUCUCACCUGUAUUUUUUAAUGUUUAUCGAGUGUAAGUACAUUUAAAUGUGUAUUUUCCGUAAUCAUAUUAAUUCCCACCCCGACACGAUCUUUGUCGCUAUAAUGUAACAUAUCCGCAGAGGGCCGGCCGCCGGCUCCUCCUCGGAACGUCGUUUUGUAACAAGUUUCCAAUAUUUUGUACUAUAUAUCGUUGUAUAGAGUAAUGUCCAACCCGACAUGUACCGUUUUGUAAGCGAACUUUGAAAUGGAAAACUUUAUACGCCUACGUAUCUUAGUAAAAAAUUUUUUAUGUAUACAUACGAAAGGUUCGGCCGAAUCGUCUCUUAUAAGCAUUUACAAAUGUACGUACAAGAAACGCACAAACGUAUAGCACUAAGUCCUCGCCGCGGACGCAGCGGCGGC
This is a messenger RNA of Hyposmocoma kahamanoa, 2431 nucleotides long. RefSeq names its product tafazzin homolog (gene Taz). Gene Ontology annotation, biological process: inner mitochondrial membrane organization; cardiolipin acyl-chain remodeling. Gene Ontology annotation, cellular component: mitochondrial membrane. The coding region runs from base 54 to 971 and encodes 305 amino acids. Gene Ontology annotation, molecular function: 1-acylglycerophosphocholine O-acyltransferase activity. NCBI's taxonomy places the organism in Eukaryota, Metazoa, Arthropoda, Insecta, Lepidoptera, Cosmopterigidae. The transcript is spliced from 3 exons. The record is from RefSeq and is a predicted model, not a curated record.